Messenger RNA from Neoarthrinium moseri, 1563 nucleotides. RefSeq lists its product as uncharacterized. Gene Ontology annotation, biological process: biosynthetic process. The transcript has 3 exons. Gene Ontology annotation, molecular function: pyridoxal phosphate binding. Bases 1 to 1563 code for a protein of 520 amino acids. The record is from RefSeq and is a predicted model, not a curated record. NCBI's taxonomy places the organism in Eukaryota, Fungi, Ascomycota, Sordariomycetes, Amphisphaeriales, Apiosporaceae.
AUGGCAGAGGUCAAGAAAGACUUAGGCGCCCAGUGGAGAGAAGACUGGGCUGUUGCUCAGAAAAUCAAGGGACCAAAUUUGAAGAACAGCUCCGUCUUUUACCGAAAUAUCGAAGAGGAGCUGGAUCUUUCCCGACAAAUUGGCCUUGGUUUUCCAAUCCACACCCCCAGCCAUGUCACAGACUUUUCCUCUUGUGAUGUUCUAGGGAUGGGAGCCACUGGGCUUCUAAGGGAGGAGUUCUUGAAAGAACUUGAGGCCAACCCCGGCUUUAAUAUGGGUGCAGGUGGAUCACGCCUCUUGGAUGGGACUUCAAGAUACCAGGACAUGUUCGAGAGGGAACUGGCAGAGCUAAUGGGUGUCGAGUCAGCACUUGUGGUACACUCCGGAUGGACUGCAAACCAGGCCAUCUUUUCGACCGUGCCUCGCUCUGGGGAUGUACUAGUGUACGACGAGCUCAUGCACGCCACAGCACUCUCUGGCAUGAAAGUUAGCCUCGCACUUGAUCAGAGGCCCUUUCGUCACAACGAUGUGGACCACUUCAUCGAAGUCAUGGAAUCGGUCAAAGAAUCGACCCCCCUCGUCAAAGCGGGCAAGCGUUGCGUCAUCAUUGGUGUUGAGAGUUAUUAUAGUAUGGAUGGUGAUAUUUGCCCCCUGAGAGAGCUCAUCGAGGCUGCAAAGGAGAUCUUCCCACAGGGCAACGCCCAGUUUGUUGUCGAUGAGGCCCAUAGUUUCGGGGUCUGUGGCCCGGAGGGCUUGGGUUUCGUUAGGCAGCAAGGCCUCGAUGACGAGGUGGCCAUAAAGAUGGUUACUUUCGGCAAAGCUUUGUCUGGUUCUGGUGCUUGUAUCUUGUCCAACAACACGAUUCGCUCUCUCCUCAUAAACCAGGCCAAAGUCUUCAUUUGCUCCGUUGCACCCCCAUUCACACUUUUAGCUGCGAGCCGUGCCGGAGUUCGCCUCAUGCAGACUCAGAGGGUCCAAGAGAGUCAUGACUAUCUGCAUGAGCUUACGCUUUUCUACCUGGACACCCUUACCUCUCACCCUGUAUACAAGAAAGCCCACAAGAAGGGGAUACUUGACAUCCCAAUCCACGAGGAUGGGAGCUGGCACGAGACACCAAUCACCCAUAUCGUGCCUCUCUGGACACGACGCCAGAAACAUGCCCUGUACCUUUCUUUUCACCUCACCAGGGAUGGUAUAAAUGGAUGCUACAUUGUGUUUCCCAUUGUAGGCAAGGGGGAGGAUCGAGUACGACUGUUGCUGCAUGCUCAUAAUACCAAGGACGACGUGAGGAAGCUGAUCGACUCCAUCACUACCUGGACCCAGGAAAUGCUGGAAAUAGAAGCAAGCGGUGACAAGAACAGACUUCCGAGUGCGGCCCGGUUGGCAUUCGAUCUUAUCAAAAGAGAUAGACAGAUCGCAAAUGGUAUCAAUACCAUUAAUGGUGACAACGCUGUUGACGGUGCCAACCUACUCAAUGCCAUCAAUGGCAGCAACGGGAUCAACAUUGCACCUUUGGUUAGCGGCAUCAGUCGCAUGAAUAACCCGGAUGGGAUCACUGUCUAG